Molecule: messenger RNA, 1086 nt
Organism: Fusarium musae
Lineage: Eukaryota; Fungi; Ascomycota; Sordariomycetes; Hypocreales; Nectriaceae
Exons: 4
Coding region: 1-1086 (361 amino acids)
Biological process (GO): transmembrane transport; carbohydrate transport
Cellular component (GO): membrane
Molecular function (GO): carbohydrate:proton symporter activity
Source: RefSeq, a predicted model, not a curated record
AUGGCGGCAAGCUCUACUAUCAUCUGGGUUGGUAGUGCAGCUGCUUCACCAUUUGGAGGUAUUCUACUUGACAAAUUCGGCCGGAAGAAGGGUAUCCUACUAGCUGCUGUUAUCUCACUUACCGGAAUUGCUUUGCAGAGCGCGGCUCAGAACGUUGCCAUGUUCAUCGUCGGCCGAUUCAUUCUCGGGUGCGGAGUAGGACUUAGCUCGAUUGCUUGUCCGACAUAUGCGUCUGAAGUUGCCCCAACCAAGUACCGUCCGCUCAUGCUAGGAUUCUAUUACGAUAUCUGGUAUUUCGGAGGUAUGGUUGCAGCUAUCAUCACUUACGGAACGUCUCAGAUUGAUAGCACUUGGUCCUGGCGAUUGCCUUCCCUCUUUCAAGUAAUUCCAAGUUUUCUAUGCUUGGCAAUGCUGCCUCUCAUCCCCGAGAGUCCGCGAUGGCUCAUUGCACAAGGCGAGCACGAAAAAGCACUUCAUGUGCUGGCUGCCACCAUGGCAAACGGUGAUAUCACCGACGAUGACGUACUGGGUGCCUACGACCAGAUUUGUUCUACUAUUGCGUAUGAGAAGGAGAACCCUGCCUCUCAAAAUUGGCUUGAAGGCAUCAAAUUACCGUCGAACAGGAAGCGAGUUAUGUUAGCUGUAUCAGUUGCCAUUAUCGGGAACCUAAGUGGCAGCGCUAUAGCCUCUCAAUUACAGAUCAACAUCGCCCUCAAUGUGUGGUGUUUCGCUUGUGCAGUGGCAGGAACACUACUUGCGGAUAAAAUCGGACGCAAGCCUCUUGGUAUUGGAAGUUUAGUUUUUGCUCUGGUUUUCCUAUAUCUGGUCGGAAUCUUUACUAAGAUGUAUGGUUCUUCAACUGACACUAGAGCCGUUUAUGGAACUGUUGCCUGUAUAUUCUUUUUCCAAGGCGGCUAUAGUUUUGGCUGGACAACACUGCUUGUCAUGUAUCCUACAGAAGUCCUGAACUUUUCUCUCCGAGCAAAUGGCAUGAGCAUCUAUACAUUCACAUCCAACUCAGCAAGGUCAGUCUAUAUUGCAGUGUCUGUUCACAGCGGAGUUAUUGCUGAUGAUCUGAAUGAUUAG